UGACGCUUUUAGUAUCUACACUGGCUGUACACUGAGCCUCCUAGUCAAGGCCCUACACUUCAUAUGAAUUAUUUGUGAUAUGAACUUGUUUAUUGAAAAGGAAAGUGUAGCUAGUGCAAUUGAAGAUGGCAUUAAUGUUUACCGAAACACAAAGUAUCAAAAGGGCUGUAGCUUUGAUAAAUGAUAUAGAUGCUUCAAAGUUUCCACGGUUACUGUCAAGAAUUCUUCAGAAACUUCAUUUGAAGGAUGAGAAACCGUUCACAGAGGAAGAAGAGGAAAUGUUAGAAGGUGCAUUGGAUUUACAGCCUGCAAACUUACAACUGGUACUACAGACUACAGCCUUCAUUUUACAACAGGCUGCAUACCAUCUCGCAAAACCUGCUGUUCUUUCACAACAACUGCGUAAUAUAGGACUAGAGGAUGACAAGAUUUCUGUGUUCGUCAAAGCUUGGACAUCUGGUGGGAAGAAUGUAGUUGAUAAGCUACGACAGCGGACAUUACCACCAAACCAGCUUUCAGAGGUAAAGUGGCGGUUAAAUCUUGAAAUGUCAGAAGCAAGACAAGCUAAGAUGAAGCUACCGAAUGCUAUAUUUGAACUUGGAAUCAGUAAAGACAACGGUGCUAAUGACAGAGUUCGCAUUGAAUUUAAUCAUCAACAGUUAUAUGAAUUCUAUAACCAGCUAGAAAUGAUCCAGGGGCAACUUGAUUCUCUGAGCUGAUGGACAAUGGUAGUAUGGAGCCUCAUCCACUGUAAGUGACCCUCUUGCAAGCUGAAACUAUUGUGUUCGAUUCCACAUUCAUCCUUCAAUGACUGUUUGAAAUGUAAACAUCCUGUGUCCUUGAUUGGAUGCGAUGCAGCAUAUGAGUUGCAAAAAGGCCACUUAUUAAAGAUGCAGGCUCACAACAAAGAGAACAUAGUGUAGUCACAGACAGGUGAGCAUGGUCACAGAUGAGCGACCGUGGUCAUAUCAGAAGCUGCAAAUUACAUUAAAAAGUUUUAUAAUGUAAACAUAAAUAUAAAUAUUCAUUAUGUGAAGAUAUAUUAUUAACUAUAAGAUUAGCUAUUGAGAUUUUCUGUGAAUUAAAAUCAUGUAUCUGCCUGACCUUGCCUCUGCAGUCUGGUCAUACUAAAUUGUUAUACAAAUAUUGUGAAAUGGAGACACUACAGUAGGUAAUAAUAGAAGUGUAGAGGGCAAUAAUGCAGCAUGCCAGGCAAUAUUGGAAAAUCUGUGCCCACUCUGGUUAGGAAAAUAAGGUUGAAAAUAAAGUUUUGCAUCAAAGAUAUAUUAUUAACUUGAUUAACUAUUUAGAUUGUCUUGAAUCAAAACCAUGUGGCUGCCUGGCCUUGCCUCUGCAGUCUGAUACUAAAUUGUUAUACAAAUUUAUGUCUGUUUCAAAGAUGCAUUAUCAGCGAACAAAUCAACAAUAAUAAUAAUAGUAACUGUAAUAAGCAGAGCUGUAAAAAGUUGGUGGUCCUGGGUCUGGGACUUGAGUAUUUUAGGGCUGGGCUAGCAAAAAAUACAUUUAAACUAGACCAAUAGUCAAUAGCUGAUAUAUAAGAGCUAGCAAUUAUUUUAGCAAAACUAGACCUUGGUCCAGCAAAAAAAAAUUAACUUUCUACAGCUCUGAAUAAGUAAUUGUAAAGUUAAUGUUUUGUGCCUCAGCCACUAAAUUUGCUUUGUUUAUGUUUUAAGAAAGCUAUUAUGCAGGAAUUGAUUCACAGUAAAGUAACAAUUUACACUUUAUCAAAAUGAAAAAUAAAGGAUCAAACCAAAUAUUUGUAGAUUAAUUACUGCUUUAUUAAUAUUUUGUCCAAAUUUAAUUCUAAAAAUUAUUACUUUCAAUGAUUAUUUUCAUGGUUUUGGAAAAUGAUCAAAUAGAUCAAAUGUUGAAUCAUUAAAAUGUUCCUUUUUGGAGUUACUGUGUUUUUGUUUUAUUUAAAAAUUAUUUAACUAUUGAGAUUUUCUGUGAAUUCAAAUCAUGUAUCUGCCUGACAGUGGCUCUGCAACUUGUUCAUACUAAAUUGUUAUACAAAAAUUGUGAAAUGGAGAAACAUUAAUAGCAGUGAAGUGGGCAAUAAUGCAGCAUACUAUGUAAUAUUGGAGAAUCUGUGCCCACUCUGGGUAGGAAAAUAAGGUUGAAGAUUAAAGUUAUUGCAUCAUGAUUGACUUAUGAUUAUUCAUUUAUUAUUAGUAUUAUUUGUGAUUUGUGAUUUCAUUUUAAGACUUGAAUCAAACUAAAAUGUUCAAUUCCUACCUCGGAAUUAUAUUUAGUUUACUUAAAUUAAGUAUCUUUUUAGAACUUUAAUUUUGUAAAUAAUGGAUGCACUGUCGUGUGGACGAGUGCCGCUGUACUAAAAGCGUUUGCUCCAAUAAAUUUGAUUUGAUUUGAUUUGUACAUGUACAGUAUAUGAUUUUAUGGGGCAAAUUUAAUUUUGCUGUUAGUUCAUAUUGAAAUAAAUGGAAAUUUAUAAAGAA
Molecule: messenger RNA, 2477 nt
Organism: Anneissia japonica
Lineage: Eukaryota; Metazoa; Echinodermata; Crinoidea; Comatulida; Comatulidae
Product: COMM domain-containing protein 10-like
Exons: 7
Coding region: 126-719 (197 amino acids)
Source: RefSeq, a predicted model, not a curated record